Messenger RNA from Colletotrichum scovillei, 665 nucleotides. RefSeq lists its product as uncharacterized. NCBI's taxonomy places the organism in Eukaryota, Fungi, Ascomycota, Sordariomycetes, Glomerellales, Glomerellaceae. Gene Ontology annotation, biological process: endoplasmic reticulum to Golgi vesicle-mediated transport. The transcript has 4 exons. Gene Ontology annotation, cellular component: COPII-coated ER to Golgi transport vesicle; endoplasmic reticulum membrane; Golgi membrane. The record is from RefSeq and is a predicted model, not a curated record. The coding region runs from base 153 to 404 and encodes 83 amino acids.
GCGCAGCGCAACACCAUCACCACCUGGCUUCAAUUCGAACGACCAAGAGCUACCCCUUCCCACAAGCUCUGCCAACAGAAAGGACACAACAACACCAAACCCGCACUUUUGCGCGCCCAGGGCUUCCCCAAGCCAACGUCAAAACCGCCAAGAUGUAUAUCCUAGGAAACUUCCUCUACAUCGCCGUCCUCCUCAUCAACGCCAUCGCAGUCCUCUCCGAAGACCGCUUCCUCGCGCGCAUCAACCUCUCCCCCUCUUCCUACGACCCGACCUUUGGCUCGAGCAACGACGCAAGCGUAAAGGCAAAGAUUAUCAACCUGAUCGCCAGCGUACGGACACUGAUGAGAAUACCCUUGAUCGGAAUCAACACCAUCAUCAUUCUGUACGAACUCAUCCUCGGAUAAGGUGUUAUAUUGGGGUACAGGAGAUGAGAUAGAAAGAUAUAAUAAAAAAAAAUGAAGGGGGCUGCUGCUCUUUAAUGCAUCGUAUAUGGCUUGAACUUUUUUACUUCCACGGCAUGGCAUCAUGGUAACGAACCGGCGUUGAAGGAUGGAGAGCGGAUGGGGUUCGGCUGUCAAUGGCACGCACGUAUGUGUAUUUUAUCUGAAAAUGUCCCCGGGUAACAUCGUAAAGCCCGGCGAGUGUAAUAUCACAAUCAGCUGAGG